Haemonchus placei is the source of this 274-nucleotide messenger RNA. The record is from the annotation of a GenBank genome assembly. Lineage: Eukaryota; Metazoa; Nematoda; Chromadorea; Rhabditida; Trichostrongylidae.
UCAGGGCUGGAUCGUGUUUGUGACGAAUAUCCAUGAAGAGGCCACUGAGGAGGACGUGCAAGACAAGUUCGGAGAUUAUGGCGAAAUCAAGAACGUGCACCUGAAUUUGGAUCGAAGAACAGGUUUUUUGAAAGGAUAUGCGUUAGUGGAAUUUGAGACGCAGAAGGAAGCAGCUGCCGCAAUCGAGGGUCUUAAUGGUGAGGAGCUGCUCGGCCAGAAAAUCGCUGUCACUUGGUGCUUUGUAAAGCCUCCGCCAAGUAAAGGAAAGAAGUAG